Benincasa hispida (wax gourd) is the source of this 718-nucleotide messenger RNA. RefSeq lists its product as uncharacterized. The record is from RefSeq and is a predicted model, not a curated record. NCBI's taxonomy places the organism in Eukaryota, Viridiplantae, Streptophyta, Magnoliopsida, Cucurbitales, Cucurbitaceae.
GCAUAAUCAAGUUCACAAUCCCUUUUCCUAAAUUUCAAAGUUCCAAUAUAAGAUUAUAAUUCCGAAAUUAAAAUGGCCACCAUCAAAGCUAUUGCUGUUCUCUGUUUAGUACUUUGUAUGUCUGUGAUUGAAUCAGGAGCAGGGCGUGUGGCCAGGAAGGACCUCGGCCUUGAUCUUGGUGGCUUGGGAGUUGGCCUUGGCCUUGGCUUGGGCUUGGGCUUAGGCGGUGGAAGUGGGUCGGGUGCUGGAGCCGGGUCUGGAUCAGGAUCCGGGUCUGGCUCCUAUUCGUCUUCGUCAUCACACUCAUCAAGCUCUAGCUAUGGAGGCUCCGGCGCAGGCUCCGAAGCUGGUUCUUACGCUGGAUCUUACGCAGGGUCACGUGCUGGCUCAGGUUCCGGCAGAGGAAACGGCCGCGGCGGCGGAGAGGGUCAUGGCUACGGCGAGGGACGUGGUUACGGUGAAGGCGGUAACAACUGAGAGAAAGAUAUUGAAUAAAAACCACGCUAAAGGGUGGUAUUGGUAAUUAUAAUUAGUAGAGUUUGUGUCAUUGUGUGUGCGUUUAUGAUUUUCUCUACUUCAAGUUUAAGGGUAAAUGAAGUUGUGUAUUUAUAGUAUACUUAGUUAAUAUUAUUGUCUUUCACUUGUCUACCGUUUUAAGUUUUUACAUAAUAAAAUCACCAUGAGUGAUAUCAUUCAACCUACUUCCAAUAAAAAAGAU